AUGGCACCGGAUGCUGAGAAUUACACUUUCUUGUGUCCUCCCAGCAAGGAAGAACAGGAACAGGAACCGGUUUAUCGCGCACCCUCCAAUUACAAUCCUCGUCUCACUUUCCACCUACCUGCCGGCACAGGACGGCACUAUCAGCAGCAAUAUGGCGACAUGUACUUUUUGCGACUCGCGAAGUUGAAGCCCACCGUGGAACAAGUCGCGACGGAUGCGUGGGAUGGCCUUACUAUCGCUGGAGAGAAGGUGCGACGUGUCGAUCGAGUUCUCGAUGUCCGACAAGGCGAGCUGUGCUGGGUGGCCGGCACCGUAUACAUGCAUUUACCAAUGAAGCCGAAUAUUUUGGAGGAUCUCAGCAGAGAGAACUUCACCUCUGCGCCCCCUCCUCUCCGCACCUACACCGACCCUUCGGACCCCUCUUUGACCCGAAUUAUGCUGGAAGAUGAGUCCGGCCGCUUACGGCUCACUGGGAACUUCUUGCAGUCUACACAGCUGGCGACAGGCGCCAUUAUUGCAGCUUUGGGGACUGAGAAUGCGAACGGAGAUUUCGAGGUUAUUGAUAUCAAGCUGCCAGACUUGGCUCCGCAGCUUCGACGGUGGAAUGGCAAUGCUCCAGAAAAUGGAGUCCAAGCGGCUGGAAAGGAACACGGCAAAAUCGCCUUCGUCAGUGGCCUGGAAAUCACAGGAACAUCAAGCGACACCCUUGCUUUGGAGCUAUUGACAGAUUAUCUUCUGGGCUACACAGGAUUCUCGGGAAACGACGACAACAGUCCUUCCUUGGGUUCCUCUAAAAUAUCCCGCUUGGUCAUCGCAGGUAAUUCACUUGGAGCCAGCGUAAUUGGAGAUGUCGCGUCAACAAACUCUGGCGACGCUGCGGCGAAGAAAGCCCAGCCGAAAAAGUAUGGCUAUGACGCCUCUGCAUACAAUGCCGCACCUAUCACACGACUCGAUAACUUCCUAGCGGAGAUCUUGCCCAGCAUUCCAGUCACACUCAUGCCGGGCGAAAAAGAUCCCGCGAACUUCUCCCUCCCUCAGCAGGGGAUCCAUCGUACUAUGUUCCCUCAAGCAAGGGCAUAUUCUGCCCCUCCUGUCAGGGGAGAUGAAAAGCCCGAAGCAGGCUGGUUCGACAGUGUCACGAACCCCUGGGACGGCGACGUGGAAGGCUGGCGACUAUGGGGAUGCAGCGGUCAGAAUGUCGACGAUGUUCUGCGGUAUAUCAGUAUUGAGGGCGGCAAUAGCAGCCCAGACAAGGAGACAGAUUCUGAUGCUCGGAUGCGAAUCAUGGAAGCCAUGCUUCGCUGGCGCUGCGGCGUUCCCACUGCGCCGGACACAAUUUGGUCAUAUCCAUAUCAAUCAGAUGAUCCAUAUGUUAUCGAGUCCUGUCCGCAUAUCUUUUUCGUUGGCAAUCAGCCACAGUUCAAGACUGCCACGAUUGAGGGUGAUGUCCCUCUCCGCCUAGAUGGCGACACUGAAAUGACGGGUACCGCUGAUGACUCUGAUGCAGCCCGUGUUCGGCUGCUGGCACUUCCCAAGUUCAACGAAACUGGGGAGUUAAUUCUGGUUGAUACCGAGACGCUAGAGGUCGAGGUGGUCCGGUUUGGAGUUUUCAAGGGUCAAGAAGAACAAAAAUGA
This is a messenger RNA of Penicillium egyptiacum, 1635 nucleotides long. The record is from the annotation of a GenBank genome assembly. NCBI's taxonomy places the organism in Eukaryota, Fungi, Ascomycota, Eurotiomycetes, Eurotiales, Aspergillaceae.